Molecule: messenger RNA, 948 nt
Organism: Rotaria socialis
Lineage: Eukaryota; Metazoa; Rotifera; Eurotatoria; Philodinida; Philodinidae
Source: the annotation of a GenBank genome assembly
AUGAGUGAUUCAACAUCAGCAUCGACUAAUAAUGCAUCAGUAUCAAUGUCAGUGUCAAAUAAAAAUUCGAUCACUAAUAGUUAUAAUAAUUUUGGAAAAUAUAUCAAACUCAAUGUUGGCAAUCAUCUCUUUUUAACAAGUUUUGAUACGCUAACAAAAGAAGAUACUAUGUUUAAAGCCAUGUUUAGCGGACGUAUGGAAGUUGUACAAGAUAGUGAAGGUUGGGUAUUAAUCGAUCGUGAUGGUAAACAUUUUGAUAUAAUAUUAAAUUAUUUACGUGAUGCUACUUUAAAUUUACCUGAUUGUACACAAACAUUAAAUGAAAUACUACAAGAAGCAAAAUUUUAUUGUAUACAAUCACUUGCUGAACUUAUUGAGCAACAUAUAAAAGUACGUGCGAAAAAAAAUACCGGUGAUAUAGAUGGUUGUUGUAAAGUGAUAAUGUUAACAGCUGCAAAAGAAUUACCAAGUAUUGUUGCUACUGUACGUAAACCAAUUGUUAAAUUAGCCAUUAAUAGACACAAUAAUAAAUAUUCCUAUACUUCUUCAUCUGAUGAAAUGUUAAUGAAAAAUAUGGAACUAUUUGAUAAAUUAAGUAUUCGGUUAAAUAAUCGAAUUUUAUUUAUAAAAGAUGUAACAAGUAGUGAAGAAAUAUGUUGUUGGAGUUUUUAUGGUAAUGGACAAAAAAUGGCUGAAAUUUGUUGUACAUCUAUUGUCUAUGCAACUGAGAGAAAACAAAAUAAGGUUGAAUUUUUCGAAGCCAGAAUCUAUGAAGAAACAUUAAAUAUUUUAUUAUAUGAAAAUCGUAAUGCAUCUGUCGAUGAAAUUAUUCGAGCAACAACACCACGUUUUGUAUCAAAUGCAGUGAAUGAGGAUGAUCUGGAAGAGGAGCGUUCUACUAAUGGAAAUUCGGCCUCUGGAACUAGUCGAACACAGAGAAAACGUUGA